Cadophora gregata is the source of this 555-nucleotide messenger RNA. RefSeq lists its product as uncharacterized. The record is from RefSeq and is a predicted model, not a curated record. Gene Ontology annotation, biological process: regulation of protein localization; endosome organization. Bases 1 to 555 code for a protein of 184 amino acids. Gene Ontology annotation, cellular component: BLOC-1 complex; endosome. The transcript has 3 exons. NCBI's taxonomy places the organism in Eukaryota, Fungi, Ascomycota, Leotiomycetes, Helotiales, Ploettnerulaceae.
AUGGCCUACCAAACGAGUUAUUACCAGACCACCUCCCUCCCCAUGGCUGUUCCCCACAAGGGUCAGCAAUACUACACUCCUCAGCAUCACGGCUACUCAGUUUCACCUCCCGAGGUUCCUGAGUCGGUCACCACCGGUUCGCACAUGGGCCAUUCCGCAUACUCUGCAACUUCGAGUAGUUACGCCGGAAGCGCCAGCGGCGAGUACGACAGCACUUCUUCUGCCAACGGCGUCGAUAUGCAAGAAUACAUGCAAGAUCGAUUUGCAAGCACAUUUGAUCCGCUUCCUCUCGAUCGCACUUUGGCUGUUCAGACACAAACAUCAGGAUUACUGAAUGCGAAGCAUCGAGAACUUCUCGAUUUGCAAGCAUUAGCACAACAGCGCAUUGCAAAAUCAAGAGCCAGAUUGGCUGAAGGUUAUCAAGAUGCGAAGGAAGUGAAGAGAGAUUUGGAGUGGACACAGAAGCGCGUUUCAACGCUGAAAACAAAAGCUUCCCGCAAACACCCCAAGGAAUACAAGCAAGCUCGCGCUCGCUAUCCAUCACCAGAAUACUAG